GGAGUUGGACAGGUAACCUUAAUAACUUGAUGAGUUACCAGAAAUGCAGUGCAGCAGUGGACAGGAUUAUUUCAUUAUCUGUGGCCUAAAUUAUGUUCUGCUGACAAUGUGGAAAGCAUCGGUAAUCCCAGGUGCAAUAUAAAGCAAACGGGAUACACCCAGGGUCCAUUUGUAGCACAGGCCUGACUCAUUCCACCACCAACCCUCAGAAGUAGCUAAAGUCCGGUGCAGAAGGGGGCAGCACACCACUCAACCACAGCCAUGAAUGGAACAGAGGGGCCGUUCUUCUACGUGCCCAUGUCCAAUGCCACUGGUAUUGUGAGGAGUCCAUACGAUUAUCCUCAGUACUACCUAGUGGCACCAUGGGCCUUCGCCAUGUUGGGAGCCUACAUGUUCUUCCUCAUUCUCGUUGGCUUUCCAAUCAACUUCCUCACGCUGUACGUCACCAUUGAGCACAAGAAGCUGCGCACACCCCUAAACUACAUCCUCUUGAACUUGGCUGUUGCUGACUUGUUAAUGGUAUUUGGAGGCUUCACAACCACGGUAUACACAUCUAUGCAUGGCUACUUCGUCUUUGGGCGCCUUGGCUGCAACCUGGAAGGCUUCUUUGCAACUUUUGGUGGUAUCAACUCACUCUGGUGCCUGGUCGUGCUCUCCAUUGAGAGAUGGAUAGUUGUUUGCAAACCCAUGAGCAACUUCAGGUUUGGAGAGAACCAUGCCAUCAUGGGAGUAGCAUUCACCUGGGUCAUGGCCUUGGCCUGUACCGUGCCCCCCCUGGUCGGCUGGUCCCGUUAUAUCCCUGAGGGCAUGCAGUGCUCAUGUGGAAUUGACUACUACACUCGUGCAGAGGGGUUCAACAAUGAGUCCUUUGUCAUCUACAUGUUCACGGUCCACUUCCUUACCCCACUAUUCAUCAUCACCUUCUGUUAUGGCCGUCUGCUCUGCACUGUCAAAGCGGCUGCAGCUGCACAGCAGGAGUCUGAAACCACCCAGAGAGCUGAGCGUGAGGUCACACGCAUGGUCAUCAUCAUGUUCAUUGGCUACAUGGUUGCCUGGACGCCCUAUGCCAGUGUGGCUUGGUACAUCUUCACCCAUAAGGGCAGUGAAUUCGGGCCUGUCUUCAUGACCCUCCCAGCCUUCUUUGCCAAAAGCUCCUCAGUUUACAACCCUGUCAUCUAUGUCUGCAUGAACAAGCAGUUCCGCCACUGCAUGAUUACCACCCUGUGCUGCGGCAAGAACCCCUUCGAGGAAGAGGAGGGCGCUUCCACCACUGCCUCCAAGACCGAGGCCUCAUCUGUCUCCUCCAGCUCCGUGUCCCCGGCAUAAAGACACAAGCCAACUUACUCACUGUAGCAAGACCUACUGGGCACCCCUACAACAUCCACCAAGACGAAGACUUCAGCCCAGAGAAUCAAGUGACCACAACGACUCAAAGAAGUAAAGUCUUUUCACCCUUUUGUAUGGUUAUACAAACCAAUUGGUUCAACUAAAGACAGUUGAGAGAAAGGACGAGCCA
This is a messenger RNA of Ictalurus furcatus (blue catfish), 1516 nucleotides long. Its product is annotated as rhodopsin. Bases 262 to 1326 code for a protein of 354 amino acids. The record is from RefSeq and is a predicted model, not a curated record. Gene Ontology annotation, molecular function: G protein-coupled receptor activity. The transcript has a single exon. Gene Ontology annotation, cellular component: membrane; photoreceptor outer segment. NCBI's taxonomy places the organism in Eukaryota, Metazoa, Chordata, Actinopteri, Siluriformes, Ictaluridae. Gene Ontology annotation, biological process: visual perception; phototransduction; G protein-coupled receptor signaling pathway.